Molecule: messenger RNA, 3570 nt
Organism: Beta vulgaris subsp. vulgaris (sugar beet)
Lineage: Eukaryota; Viridiplantae; Streptophyta; Magnoliopsida; Caryophyllales; Amaranthaceae
Product: DNA repair endonuclease UVH1
Exons: 9
Coding region: 203-3136 (977 amino acids)
Biological process (GO): resolution of meiotic recombination intermediates; nucleotide-excision repair involved in interstrand cross-link repair; double-strand break repair via homologous recombination
Cellular component (GO): nucleotide-excision repair factor 1 complex
Molecular function (GO): single-stranded DNA binding; damaged DNA binding; single-stranded DNA endonuclease activity
Source: RefSeq, a predicted model, not a curated record
UACUCAAACAGAUAAUUGAUUUGAGCUUCAACAGAAUCCAUCAUCUUCUCUCUUCCCGCCAUCUUCAUUCACUCAACUUAUCACUUUUGAAUAUCUGAAAACUCCUUAAAUCUCCAUUUUUUGUCGAACAUAGAGGAAACUCUAUCAAAUUAAAGAACUUGAAACCCUAAUUUCUCGACAAAGAUAAAACAAGAACAAACAAAUGGUACAAUUUCACGAGCAUAUAAUCUCAGACCUUUUAGAAGACGAAAAUGGCGGCUUAGUUAUCCUCUCUUCGGGACUUUCUCUCUCUAAACUCAUCGCAACUCUCCUCUCUCUUCACUCCUCCGAUCAAGGUACUCUCUUAAUCCUCUCCGCUAAUCCUUCUCAACGCAAAUCGAUUUUACUUUCAAACCCUAACCCUAACCCUAACCCUAAUUUCAAUGGCGGACCUAUUGAAAUCAAUACGGAGCUACCAUCGCACCAGCGUCACGCACUUUACUCUUCCGGUGGCGUCUAUUUCAUCACUUCUCGCAUUCUCAUUGUUGAUCUUCUCACCUCCAAAAUCCCCACCUCUAAAAUUGCCGGCAUUCUUAUUCUCAAUGCGCAUUCUCUGACUGAAACAUCGACCGAGGCGUUUAUCGUUCGAAUAUUGAGAUCAUUGAAUAGAAAUGCCUAUAUACGGGCGUUUUCGGAUAAGCCUUGCGCAAUGGUCUCUGGAUUUGCGAAAGCAGAGAGGAUUAUGAAGUGUUUGUUUGUUAGGAAGCUGCAUUUGUGGCCUAGGUUUCAGGUUUACGUUUCGCAGGAGCUUGAGAGGAAUCCUUCUGAGGUGGUGGAUUUUAGAGUUCCGAUGAAUGUGGCGAUGAAGGGGAUUCAGAAGGCCAUAAUUGAGGUUAUGGAUGCUUGUUUGAAGGAAAUGAGGAAGACUAAUAAGGUUGAUGUUGAGGAUUUGACAGUUGAGAAUGGAUUGUUUAAGUCUUUUGAUGAGAUUAUUAGGAGACAAUUGGACCCAAUUUGGCAUAACUUGGGGAAGAAGACCAAACAACUUGUUUCGGACUUGAAGACCUUGAGGAAAUUGUUGGAUUAUCUUGUUAGGUAUGAUGCAGUGACUUAUUUGAAGUAUUUGGAUUCACUGAGGGCUUCGGAGAGCUUUAGGUCAGUUUGGAUUUUUGCAGAAUCAAGUUAUAAGAUAUUCGAGUACGCAAAGAAGCGGGUUUAUCUUUUCACGAGAUCAGAGGCAGGGACGUCAAGUGGGCAAAACGAAAAUGUGACAGGAAAGAAGAGGAAGUUGAAGGAGAGUAGCAAUGAGAAACAAGGUGGAGGAGUUUUUCUUCAAGAGAUUUUGGAGGAACCACCAAAGUGGAAGGUGUUACUUGAUAUUUUAGAGGAGAUUGAAGUAGAGAGAACGAAACAAGCAUCAUCAAUUGAUGAACUUGUGGGUGCAAAUGAAGAUGAUAACAAUGGUAUUGUUUUAGUUGCAUGCAAGGAUGAACACUCAUGCAUCCAGCUCGAGGAUUGCAUUAGAAAUGGCCCAAAGAAGGUGAUGCGAGAAGAAUGGGAGAAGUAUCUGCUCAGCAAAGUAGAAUUAAAAGGUUAUCAAGGACGGCGUAAAGGUGCUAAGAAGAAAGCUAAGGAGCCUAAAGGUUUUGGCAUACUUGACGGUGUUGCAAAAAAUACUAAAGAAGAUGCAGGAUCUAGCAGCAUAAACAAGCAGGAAAAUGAUGCCCUGCUGGCUGCUGCAUCGGCAAUAAGAAAUUUGUCCAAGAAUAAGGUCGUUGAAGGCCAACCUGAUGUCGACAAUGAAGAAAAUGCACGAGGAAGAAGAAAGGGGAAAAGCAAGAAAACCUCACAGGAAAAACAGAACUUGGAAAAGCAUAAUAAGACUCAAUAUAAUUCUAAAACAAGUGAUAAAUCUCAAGUAGCUAGUCCUGAUACCGGAGGUGUGAGAAAUGGUAAUGCAGGUACUGAAGAUGGUUUUCAUGAGGGCAUGCAGAGAACUCUACAUGCUGGAAAUGGAUUUCUCAGGAGGCAUACUGAAGAUGUUAUUACUGAUGCUAUGACUAACCGGGGGACACUACCUCCAGUACAUUUUCAUGCCCUAGAAAGUGAUCUGGCUAUACUUGACAUUUUGAAGCCAUCCGUAAUCAUCAUGUACCAUCCUGAUAUCGCCUUUGUCCGAGAAGUGGAGGUCUACAAUGCUGAGAAUCCAUCCAAGAAACUGAAAGUUUACUUUCUUUUCUACGAAGAUUCGACUGAGGUACAGAAGUUUGAGGCCAGCAUACGCCGUGAAAAUGGAGCGUUCGAGUCUUUGAUUAGGCAAAAAUCAAUGAUGAUGAUUCCAGUUAACCUAGAUGAUCAUCUUCUGGGUGUAAAUUCUCCCAUUGAGCCACAGUCAUCAGUGGCUCAAAAUUCAUUAACCAGAAAAGCUGGUGGAAGAAAGGAGGCUGAUAAAGAAAUGCAGGUCAUAGUGGACAUGAGAGAGUUCAUGAGCAGCCUCCCAAAUGUUCUCCACCAGAAGGGCAUGCGCAUUAUACCAGUGACCUUGGAAGUUGGUGACUACAUCCUCUCCCCGUCGAUAUGUGUAGAAAGGAAAAGCAUACAGGAUCUUUUUGGAAGUUUCGCGUCUGGACGGCUCUAUCACCAAGUUGAGACCAUGGUGCGAUAUUACAGAAUACCUGUCCUCUUGAUUGAGUUUUCACAGGACAAAAGCUUCUCUUUUCUGUCAGCAAGUGAUAUUGGUGAUGAUGUCACACCAUAUAGCAUCAUCUCAAAGCUCACAUUGCUAGCUAUGCACUUCCCUCGUUUGCGUAUAGUCUGGUCUCGCAGUUUGCAUGCAACCGCUGAAAUAUUUGCUUCUUUAAAAGCAAAUCAGGAUGAACCUGAUGAGGCCAAGGCAACAAGAGUUGGUGUUCCGUCGGAAGAGGGAAUUGUGGAGAAUGAUGUGAGGGCUGAAAACUAUAACACAUCUGCUGUCGAGUUCUUGAGACGUCUGCCAGGUGUCUCUGAUUCAAACUACAGGGCUAUAAUGGAUGGAUGCAACAGCUUAGCUGAUUUGGCUGUUCUCCCAGUUGAGAAGCUGGCCGAUCUGAUGGGAGGACAGAAAGCUGCUCACACCCUUCGGGAAUUUCUCGAUGCCAAAUACCCAACUAUGAUGUGACGCUUCAUUAUUGAGUUGCGAAUUGUGACGCUUCAUUGACAAAAAGUUUUAGUGAAUGGGAGGUAUUGAAGUUGAGGUGAGGAUAGACAAAUAAGACAACUCCUUUCUCUAUAUGGGAGGAUAAUAUAGGUAGUGCUGUUUUAGUGAUGGAAGCGUGGUAAUUUAUACAUCUUCAUCCCUAAAAUUUUAAUGCACCCGACCCCAAUUUAAUGGGAUAGUCUCCUGAAGUUGCUGUGUUAUCCUACGCACUUUUAUGUGAUUAUCACUGCAUUCGUCCUUACGUUUUACAGUAUUUUAUCUUUUAUAGUUGCUGUUGUAUAUGGUCUAUGCAAAAGCCAAAUUCGUCUUUUUAUUUUUCCCAAAUAUCUGUAUCAAAGAUAUUGGAUACAAUUCUCGUUCUCGAGGUAUCAAUUAAAAUGUAUUAUUAUUUCCAA